Messenger RNA from Medioppia subpectinata, 327 nucleotides. The record is from the annotation of a GenBank genome assembly. Lineage: Eukaryota; Metazoa; Arthropoda; Arachnida; Sarcoptiformes; Oppiidae.
AUGAUCCGAUCGCUGACCGAAUGGCAAAAGCAGGUGAAGGCAGGUCUGGUCAAUGAGGACACACCGUUUGAAUGGGACUCCCAUCGGGCGUAUGUCUACUACUGUGCGGCCGCCAUAUGUAUUGUGCAGUUUCUGAUCGUCCAUUGCGGUCAUCCCUAUGUCUUCGUUAAGGAUCGGUUCGGAAUGCAGAUCCGAGUGGCGCUCACUUAUCUCAUAUAUAAUAAGGCUCUCCGCGUGUCCAGCGCUGCCCUCCGGACCACUACUACCGGCACUAUUGUGAACCUACUGUCCAGCGAUGUCUAUCGGUUUGAUGUGGCGCUCAAUUAC